AUGUGGAUCUUUGGAAGAAAGGGGCCAUCUGGGUUCUCAUCCAGUUCUACAGAUAAGGAAAUUACCCUAGGAAUUGAUGGAACAGGCCUCACUGCUAUUGUUACAGGAGCAUCAGGUGGUAUUGGAAUGGAGACAGCAAGGGUCCUUGCCUUGCGCCAUGUUCAUGUGGUUAUGGCAGUGAGAAAUAUGGAUUCUGGUAGGAAAGUCAAAGAUAAUAUACUUCAGGACAUUCCUACAGCUAAAAUCGAGGUUAUGGAAUUAGAUCUUAGCUCAAUGGCAUCAGUAAGGAAAUUUGCUUCAGACUACAAAUCCUCGGGUCUUCCCCUAAACCUCCUCAUUAACAAUGCAGGGGUUAUGGUUCCUCAAUUCAUGCUUUCCCAAGACGACAUAGAACUGCACUUUGCAACGAACCAUCUAGGACACAGCGUCUCAAUGCAACGUAGAAGGAAGGUCAUUAAUGUUUCAUCUGAGGGUCACUGGUUUCUAUACAGUGAAGGAAUACAAUUUGACAAAAUCAACGAUGACACAAGAUACAAGUAUGGACAGUCAAAGCUUGCUAACAUAUUGCAUGCUAAUGAACUUGCAUGGCGCUUGAAGGGAGCAGCCACCACAUGCUACAUAGCAUUGCAUCCACAAGAAAAGGGUGUGAGUGGUGAGGAUUUCUCGGACUGCAACGUAGCCAAAGCGAGCUCUAUGGCUGAAGAUAGAGAAUUGGGGAAAAAACUGGGGGACUUUAGCUUGAGCUUGACAGAUCCCAAGUAG
This is a messenger RNA of Ilex paraguariensis (yerba mate), 762 nucleotides long. NCBI's taxonomy places the organism in Eukaryota, Viridiplantae, Streptophyta, Magnoliopsida, Aquifoliales, Aquifoliaceae. The record is from the annotation of a GenBank genome assembly.